Cucumis melo (muskmelon) is the source of this 1911-nucleotide messenger RNA. RefSeq names its product L-type lectin-domain containing receptor kinase IX.1-like. The transcript is spliced from 2 exons. Gene Ontology annotation, biological process: protein phosphorylation. Lineage: Eukaryota; Viridiplantae; Streptophyta; Magnoliopsida; Cucurbitales; Cucurbitaceae. The record is from RefSeq and is a predicted model, not a curated record. Gene Ontology annotation, molecular function: ATP binding; carbohydrate binding; protein kinase activity. Gene Ontology annotation, cellular component: plasma membrane. Bases 1 to 1911 code for a protein of 636 amino acids.
AUGGCAUCUAAUCUACUCUUAAUCUUCAUGCUCUUUCUUUUUCUUUCUCCUGAAAUUCAUUCCCUUUCUUUCCAAAUCAACAAUUUCCAUUCCAAUUCCAACGUAGUUUAUGAUGGAGAUGCAAAACCUAUAAAUGAGUCCAUUACAUUCAAUGGUGAACUUGGUUGGGCCAUUUACACCCAAAACCUCCUCCUUUGUGAUCAUACCAAUUUCAAAACCCACUUCUCAUUUCUCAUGAAAAACAACAACAACAAUAGCAAUGGAGGAUUGGCUUUUUUCCUUGCUCCGUUUGAAUUCAGCCCACCACUUAAUUCUUCUCCUUCCUUUCUUGGUCUAUAUAAUUCCACUCCAUUAAUCCAACCAUCUCAAUCUCAAAUUCUUCAUGUAGAAUUUGACACUUUCCCAAACCCUGAAUGGGAUCCCCCAUUCAAACAUAUUGGCAUCAACAAGAACUCAAUUUCUUCAUCAAUUUAUUCUCCAUGGAAUUCAACAAAUCAAAAGACCCUUGUGUGGAUUUCUUACAAUUCAACAGCUAAAAAUCUCAGUGUCUCAUUCAACAACGAAAACAACAAUAAUUAUACAACUCUUUCUCUUCAAAUAGAUCUGAUGGAGAUUCUUCCUGAAAAAGUGACAAUUGGGUUUUCAGCUGCUUUGGUCGGGGAUCUAAGCAUUGAAUUCUGGGAAUUCUCAAGUAAUUUAGAUGGAAAUUAUGAAAAUGAUAACGAAAAAUCCACAGAUAUGAAUUUAUUAGCAGUUCUAAUAGCUUGGGUUGGUGUUUUUGUAAUAGCAAUCAUUUCAAUAAUUAUAAUUUCAUUAAUCAGAAAGAAGAAGAAAGAUGAUUAUGAAGAACAUGGAGCGAUGAAAUUGGCUUCAAUUUAUUCUGAUCUGAACAAAGAAGAAGCUUUAAAACCGAGGAGAUUCUCCUACACAUAUCUUGCUAUGGCGACUGAUAAUUUUGCAAAGAAAAGAAAAUUGGGAGAAGGAGGGUUUGGGGAAGUGUUUGAAGCACGUUUGCCUGGUGCUAAUAAAACAGUUGCAGUCAAGAAGAUUUUCAAAAGCUCAAGACAGGGAAAAAGAGAGUACAUUAGUGAAGUCAAGAUUAUAAAUGGGAUGAAGCACAAGAAUUUGGUGCAACUUAUUGGGUGGUGCCAUGAGAGUAGUGAUGAUAGUGAGUUUCUUCUUGUCUAUGAGUUCGUGCCAAACGGUACUCUCCAUUCUCAUCUCUUUGGAGAUCGCCCUCCUCUCUCGUGGCCAAUCAGGUACAAAAUAUCUUUAGGACUGGCAUCAGCACUACUGUAUCUCCACGAAGAGCGAGAGAAUAGUGUUGUCCAUAGAGAUAUCAAAUCAAGCAAUGUCCUACUCGAUUCCGAUUUCACCGCAAAGCUCAGCGACUUUGGAUUAGCACGACUAGCAAAGCAUGAACUCAACUCGAAAAGACCCAAGUUGGUAGGAACGUUUGGAUACAUGGCUCCUGAGUACAUAAGCAGCCGUCAGGCAAGCAAAGAGUCGGACAUAUUCAGCUAUGGAGUGGUUUUACUUGAGAUUGUGAGUGGAAAAAAGUGUUGUGAUCAUUCAGGAAAGGGGCUGAUAGAGUUGGUUUGGGAUGCUUAUGGAAGAGGAGAGUUAGUUAAAGCAAUAUUGGAUAAAAAACUUGGAGUGGAAUUUGUGGAGGAAAGAGAAGUUGAGCGUUUGAGUAUGGUUGGACUGUGGUGUGUUCAUCCUGAUUCAACUCAAAGGCCAUCUAUUAAGCAAGUGAUUCAAGUUCUUAGUUUUCAAGAGGCGAUGCCUAAUUUACCAUUAGAAAUGCCUCUUCCAACUUUUAAUCAUGCUUCCUGGGUUUAUAAACUCAAUGUCGCAUAUCCAAAGGAAAAUUUGAGCAUGACUUGCAAUUUAAACCCUUUAAGAUCUUAA